Juglans regia (Persian walnut) is the source of this 2233-nucleotide messenger RNA. RefSeq names its product F-box/LRR-repeat protein 4. Lineage: Eukaryota; Viridiplantae; Streptophyta; Magnoliopsida; Fagales; Juglandaceae. The transcript is spliced from 8 exons. Gene Ontology annotation, molecular function: protein binding. Bases 224 to 2038 code for a protein of 604 amino acids. The record is from RefSeq and is a predicted model, not a curated record. Gene Ontology annotation, biological process: SCF-dependent proteasomal ubiquitin-dependent protein catabolic process. Gene Ontology annotation, cellular component: SCF ubiquitin ligase complex.
CGUCCAAGGAAAACGCGAAAAUCGAAGAGAAUGGGCAUUGCCGAGAGAACACCACGAAUCCUUCCAGCAAACUGCCGACUCCACCGAUUGCCCAAAACAUAAACAUUCCAUUCUCAUUUCUCACGCAGACACGAGCACUGAUACAGAAACACGCAACCCAAUCCAUAAUGAUCCCUUCUACCGACACACAUACCUCGUUUCCUGAUAAUCCAAUUCUCUAAUCAUGCGAGGCCACGAUCGGAUCAACACUUGUCUCCCCGACGAACUGCUCGUAGAGAUCUUCCGGCGCCUCGACUCCAAGCCGAGCCGCGACGCUUGCUCCCUCGUCUGCAAGCGCUGGCUCAACCUCGAGCGCCUCAGCCGCUCCACCCUCCGUAUCGGAGCCUCCGGUAGCCCUGACCAUUUCGUCAAGCUCAUCACUCGCCGCUUCGUCAAUGUCAGGACCGUCCACGUUGACGAAAGAUUAUCGCUCCCCGCUCAGUUCGGAAGAAGAUUUGGCAGUGAAUCUUUUCGCCCAUCUCCAAAGCUGCGUUAUGUGAAGGAGAAAGCUGGGUCUGAAGACAGCGAGUUUGAGACGUCUUACAUAUCAGAUGCUGGGUUGACUGUCCUCGGGGAAGGCUUUUCGAAGCUUGAGAAGUUGAGCUUAAUUUGGUGCAAUAAUGUGUCAAGUAUGGGUUUAGUAUCUAUAGCUCAGAAGUGUAGGUCGUUGAAGUCUCUGGAUUUACAGGGUUGUUAUGUUGGAGAUCCAGGUCUAGCUGCUGUUGGAGAGUGCUGUAGGCAACUUGAAGACUUGAAUUUGCGAUUUUGUGAAGGCUUGAGUGACAAGGGCGUGGUUGAAUUAGCCCUUGGGUGUAGAAAAUCAUUAAAAGCUCUUGGUGUUGCAGCUUGUGCAAAAAUAACAGACAUCUCACUAGAAGCAGUUGGGUUGCACUGCAAAUCUUUGGAGACCCUGUCGUUGGAUUCGGAGUGCAUAAGCAACAAAGGGUUACUUGCGGUGGCCAAGGGAUGUCCUCUUUUGAAAGUUCUGAAGCUGCAAUGUGUUAAUGUUACUGAUGAGGCUUUGGCAGCUGUUGGCACUGGUUGUUCAUUGCUGGAGUUGCUAGCUCUAUACAGUUUGCAGAGAUUUACUGAUAGGGGUCUACAGUCAAUUGGCAAUGGUUGUAAGAAGUUAAAAAAUCUUACCCUAAGUGAUUGUUAUUUCCUGAGUGACAAGGGCUUGGAAGCAAUUGCAACUGGUUGCAAGGAAGUUACACAUCUCGAAGUUAAUGGGUGCCAUAAUAUCGGAACUAUGGGACUGGAAUCCAUUGGAAAAUCUUGCCAACAACUCACUGAGUUAGCACUGUUAUUCUGCCAGAAGAUCGGUAACAAUGCCCUUCUUGAAGUUGGAAGGGGCUGUAAGCUUUUGCAAGCUCUUCACUUGGUAGAUUGUUCUGGUAUUGGAGAUGAAGGUAUUUGUGGUAUAGGUAGGGGCUGCAGGAAUUUGAAGAAACUUCACAUUCGUCGCUGUUAUGAGAUCGGGAACAAGGGAAUUGUUGCUAUUGGCGAGUAUUGCAAGUCUCUAACGGAUCUUAGCCUUCGGUUUUGCGAUAGGGUUGGAGAUGAGGCCCUUGUUGCCAUCGGUCAGGGUUGCUCACUGCAGCAUCUAAAUGUCAGUGGCUGCCACCAAAUUGGAGAUGCUGGGAUAAUAGCCAUUGCAAGAGGGUGCCCUCAACUCAGUUCCCUGGAUGUAAGUGUUCUCCAGAAUUUGGGGGAUAUGGCAAUGGCUGAAUUAGGAGAAGGCUGUCCGUUACUCAAAGAAAUACUGCUGUCACACUGCCGUCAAAUAACUGAUGUUGGUAUAAGUCAUCUGGUAAAGAAUUGCACCCUGCUUGAAUCCUGCCACAUGGUUUAUUGCCCUGGUAUAACCGCAGCUGGAGUUGCCACCAUGGUUUCUGGUUGCGCCAACAUGAAGAAGGUUCUUGUAGAGAAGUGGAAGGUUAGCCAGCGGACUAAACGAAGAGCAGGCCCUGUAAUCUCUUACCUUUGUAUGGACCUUUAGCUUCAACAUCAAUUUAUGUGCAUACCCUGAGUCUGUAUAUGUUUAACACACGACUUUAUGGGAGAGAACAGAUAUUGGCACUCCCAGAAAGAUUAGUGAGAAAGCCGCGCAACCCGAGUUCCUCUUACUAAACACAGAAGGUUUACCGAUGAAUAUGGUUGGUAAUCUAAAUGUUUCCUUUUCUUUCUUUUUUUC